AGAGAGAGGUUUAUAGCAUCAGCAGACCACCAAAGAACAGCAAGCAAAAAUUACAUUUUUUUCUUUUUUAUAGAUAAGUCAUAUUUGUAGUGAAUAUUCUUUUAUUUCCUGUUAGUAGCAAUGAUGCGGCUCUGAGAGAAGACAAAAGGAACCACCUGCUGCAAAAAUGCCUUGAGGAAAAGAUGUAAUCUGGAGCUGAGAGACACAUACAAAUCUUUUGAGAUGGCAGAUUUCAGCUGGGACAGAAGAGGACUCUGCAUCCUGCUGCUCUUUUGGAUUUUAGUCCCUCCAUCCCUCAUGCAGCCUCCUCUCCCUCUCUCCCUGCCGGUCCACAUGUCGGUUGUCCCUCCGGCCUGGCAGUUCCUCCCUCUAUCUCAGGUGGAGCUGGGCCCUCUUUUCUCCAACUUCACCCCCUUCUCCUCCUCCCAGAGCCUGUUCAUGGUACGCCCGCCUGGUGACGCCCCCAGACCAGGUUUCCAGGCUUCAUUUGGGCCUUACUCAGUUACACAGCUCCUAUCAGAGCCUCUCCUCCCUCUCGCUCCUCUUCUGUCAGCAUCUCUCCUCUCAGAGCAUGUGGAGAGAGAGAGAGAUAAGAGCGGGCACAUGAGGUUCAGGGUGAGGACACUGUUUCACAAGCGAGGUGAAAACAGCACCCAAGGGACGUGCGUCACCCUGCAUGCAUUCAAGGAGACUGAGGAGCACAAAGCCUCGUGUAUCACACAGCCCCCUCUAGGGCUCUGCGUGGUAACUCUCACGCUGCCCAGGGAUUGGUUCGAGAAUCAACACACCAACCAAUCACAUCUGGAUAUGGAAAAGUGGCCCAGUAACCCCUACCACCGCCGCUGGAUGCAAACCCGAGAACGGCAGCGGAGGGGACAUCGUCGCGGCAACGCGGCCAACCAUCUGCAAAGGUCUUCCCCUUCGCUGAGAUACCCUCUAGGCUUUGAUGAGGGCACUCAGGGCCAUUUUCCAUGGGCCCUCAGAUACCAACGGGCUCCCAUCACAAACCAAAUACAGCUUUACUACUCGUCCUCCGACAUCGUGGCUGACCUACAUCCGACACCACCUGGAUGUGUGGAGGACAGAGCAGCUCAGUCCCAGAGGCAGCUCUUCCAUAUCAAAGCAGUGACUCUGAAGGAGGAAAAGAGACAGCAGAGCAGGACCAAAGAAGAAGAAACAUGUCUGAACACGCAGGAAGAGGAGGAGCUUAGCCUGGACCCCCAUGUCAUGAUUCGCUAUCACAGGGGACCUGUCGUGAUAGGACAGCCCAUCCGAGUGUCUUUGAAUCUGAGAGCUAACUUCAGUGGUGAGCUUGUUGUCAUAAGGCUAAAGGUGAAAAAAGGCUUGGUGUCGAUGGUGGCCCAGAAAACUCUGACCUCUGACCUGUGGGCAGUGACCCUGGAGAAAAACCACGGCUCCAAACAUGACGUUGUCUCCAUCCUGUGCCACAAACACAGCACGCACAAGCACACACACAAUCCCACGUCACUACAGCAGGUGGUGUGUCUGUCCGUCCACGGCCUGAGGCGGAGCUUUGGUGUGGCCAUGACGGUGUCUGCUAACUGGUGGGUGGAGUUCUCCGGGCAUGUAAAGCCCCCGUGGCCACAUGGAGCAGCAGUGAGCAUCUUCUCAUUUGCUGAUCGACACAUCUUCAGCAUCACCCCCAUCACAGAGAGUAACACGAUCAUCAACACAGCCAUACUGACCAACCAGCCAGUGUCACUUCCUGUCAUUGUGCUGGCCAUAGACCAUGAUGGAAAGGUGUCAGAUGUCACGUCUGCAGUCACGUGCCACUCUACCAACGAGAACACUGUCAAGGUGUCCAGCGAUUGUUCCACCCUGUUUGUGGACGGCAGCGAAUCGGGGCUGGGUAACACCUGUGCAGAGGUGGAGUUUCUACUGGGUGUGCUGCGGGGCUCCGUGUGUGUGGAGGUGUGGGCUCCUUCAGUGCCCCUGCGAGUGUCCUUAUCAGACCCCGUUCUCAACGCCAUCGAUGGCUGGAGCCACUUCACAAAGACGGGGUGUGUGCCGGUGUAUCAACGCUCCUCUCUUCAGGUUCUGACUCGGUUCACAGCUCAGGAUUCUUAUGGCAGAACCACACACCUCCUGGGCUCAUCUGAUUGGUUCGUGGAUGUUACGGACUUGGUCCGUAACUGGCUGAGAGUAGAGGACCCUCGAGUGGCUUCCCUUGGCGCCCACAACGACCUGAUUGGUUUACAUCCAGGAAAGACGUCGCUCCAUAUCGUCUCUGAGCAGUGGGAUGGCGUGCUGGGCAGAUGUGACAUCACUGUGACCUCUGACCCCGUAACUCCUGGGGACCUGUCUGUGCAAGUGGUCAGUGGCCUCGGCAUGUCAGUCACGGCCAACCCAACGCAUCCUUCCAUUGUAACAACCACAGUAACUGCCUACAACAUCCUCUACAACCAUCAUCAGGAAGCUUCUAUCAGUGUCUGGCUCCAAUUCAGCGAUGACACCGCCUCCCUCCUCUCCUCCUUUAGUGACCUCCCCUUCUUCUUACGUCUCUCCUCAUUGGCUGAGUCCGUGGUUGUUGUGACGCCCGGUUCCAGCCCACGUAUUUUUGCCCAAGGGGAUGGAGGCGGGCCUUUACUGCCUGCAGAACUUUUGGUUUCUACCUGCACGGACCAGCCAAUCGCCUCCAACUCCAUCAGCGAUAGGGAUUGGACGGUCACCGGUGGAGGAAGCGGCACCAGGAGGCUGGCAAAGGGAUCUGGUUGGAUAAGAGUCAACCUAGACUUGGGCUUCCUGCAGCCAGUAGGGGAUAAGGACGAUGAUGGGGAGAUGUUUGAACUCGACAUUUCAGGCGCGCCGGAUGAAUCCGACAGCAUCUAUGCAUCAAACUUUGAUGAGGACAAAAGCGAGAAUGUAAACAGCGAUUAUUAUGACAAAACCAGUGGGAAGACAUCUGACAUACGCUGGAACCAGGUGGGGUACGGAGAGAUGGUCAGUCGGAACAACCUGGAAAGAGCUAUGCUGACGCCCAGCCAGGAGGAGGGCGCCGUGUACUUCUCCCCCAGCCAGGAGAAAGACGGAAAGCGGGAGGAGGAGGCGGAAGGUCAAGGAGCUCGAGAGCUUGAGGUCGGAGUGGGUGCCGUCCUCUCUCUGCUCGGUCUCUGCGCUGUCCUCUUCCUGGCAAACUGUCUGCCCUGCGCCCUGCGAGACCGGAAGAAGACAGCCAUGGAGAACGAGAGGGAAGGUGAACCAGAGGGAGGUACGAGAGAAGAUGAGGAAGACGAGUGGAAUAAAAGAGACGGUGAAGAGCAGAUGAAGCAGCAGCAUGAGACCGACAACAAAGAGUAUCGUAAAGAGGUAGAGAUCAUUUGCUGAUGCAUGCACAGGCCCAGCUGAAGUGUAGCUCAAACCUGGAUUCAAAAGUAACACACAGGUCAUUCAUGUAACGGCACACUAAUGUUCCUGUCAUAUUAUGCUAUGAGAUCAUUGGAAAAUGUCCCUUCCCAAAGGACGUUCUCACUCAUCACGUUUUUGAGGGAAUCAUAUUUCCUUCUAAACUGAAAAUUAACAAAAUACUUUGUUAGCUUUAUGGGCAACCAAACUACUGUGUUAGUUUUAAGUUUAAUGUUUUGGCUUGAGAUGAAGACAGUUUUGAGACACAGGACACAAAAUGCAACAAAAGGACAGAAGACGAACAUUGUCCUGGUAAAGGUCCUCUGCUUUCUGACCGGUCCUCCAUCCUCACCUGCUCGCGAUGUCAACUCUUUGAAACUUAUCUGCGAUAUCUUAUCUGUAAUUUGCAAUGCAGUUGUGUUGAACGGUGAUGUCAUUUGUAGAAGACGGGUCUUAGUACUUUAUUCAGUAUCGGGCUGUAUGAAUAUUGGGCGAAUGAACAGCUCACGACUGGUCACCUUCUCCACAUCGAAGAGAUUGUUAUUCAUGAUUGUAGGAGAUGGGAGAGAACACUUUGUUUAAUACAACGCGAGUUCCUUGGGACGCCUCUGAUGCUGCCUCACAAAUCAUCCUCAGCGUCCGUUUACCCACAACGCCACGCGUCUCUGUGUGAGAGCUCACAGACGCAAACAUUAUUCAAGUAAUUAGCAUCCUGAAUCCAGUCGGCUUGUUCUGUCAUGCUUUCUUGAGACCGCGUUUCGUGGCGCCGCACUGGAGGGUUAGGUGUUUGUCCCGAAGAGAAGUACUCUUAUUGUUCUCUUUUUCCUGUUCGGACCUCUUAAACCUUUUUGUGGCACAGAGACGUUUUAAUAAUAAUCCCGCAGAUGCAAUAGAAUGGAUCGUUUU
Messenger RNA from Gasterosteus aculeatus aculeatus (three-spined stickleback), 4269 nucleotides. RefSeq names its product transmembrane protein 132A (gene tmem132a). The record is from RefSeq and is a predicted model, not a curated record. NCBI's taxonomy places the organism in Eukaryota, Metazoa, Chordata, Actinopteri, Perciformes, Gasterosteidae.